UACAUGUUUCAAUGAUAUUUUCCACUAACCUUUCGAAUCGAUUAAAUUGACAAUGAGAUGAAUGCUAGACAAGUAGAAAAAAAAGUCAAUGCGAUAAUCGAUGAAAUUCUUAAUGAAGAUCAGGAAAAUGAUUUUGCGACAGGAGAUGAAGCUUGUCCAGGAGGUUGCGAGAAAUUAGACGAUACGCCUAAGGAAGAGACUGAACAAAGCGACAGAAAAUUUCUUUCGCCACAAAUUCCCCGGCAGUGCAAAUGCGGCGUGGAGACUUCGUUGAGGUUCUCGCUGCGCGUGAUGGAAGCAAUGCGCUUGCUGCAGCGCGACGUGGACCAGCCGAUCACGUUCAGCGCCGAGGAGAUCGCCGACUACAUCCGCUCGCAUUAUCAUUACAAUGGCGAUCUUUAUGCUCAGGUGCGGACCGCGCUGAGACAGGUCUGUUCUCAAGGAUUUGUCAUGGAAUUAUUGGACAACGAGUAUCACUUGGUCGGCCCCGUUGUUAGACCGAUAAAGCGGAAUGGCUGUUCUUUGGAUCGCAUCAUAAAAGAUACAUCGAGAAGACGUAAAAAAGUCGAUGAUCAGAGAAAUAGUGUAUGUGAUUGCGCACGAUUUCCCAAAAGUCCUCGUCAAGAUCUAAGAUCGCCACGCGAGGAGUCUCGCAGGACUUUCAUUGUCGAUCGGCCUGAGGAUUCGGAACCAAUUUUUCAUUCAACCAGAAUAUCAGCUAAUGAAAGGGAUGAUGCGGAUCGUCGUAGGGAGUUUGAUACCGUUUCGGAUAUCCAAGAUUAUCGACGACGACGUGAUAUCGAGAUGGAGCAACGUGACCAUUAUGCGGAACCGAUUCCCGAAUCUUCCAGGAAAGUCUUAAGGAUUUCUUCUUAUGCGGAACCGAUUCCCGAACCUUCCAGGAAAGUCUUAAGGAUUUCUUCGUCAGAUCCAGCUAGAAAUGCGAAAAAAGCGCGAGUGAAAGAUCAAAGGGUGGAACGCGCAGAUGAGAAAGAAGAUGAGACUACGACGAAAGAGGAGGAUAUGGACUGCACUUGUAAUGCCGAAAUUGUCACUCGAGAUAAACUUGCAAGAAUCCGACCUCCUGAUCGUCCUCGCGUUAUCAGGAACGAACGUCGUCGCAAUGACGCCGAGGAAGAUGAAGAAGAUAUAGAAGAAAGAAUAAAAGAUGACGAAGAGGACGAAGACACAGAGGAUAGUAUAUACGAUGAAUUGAGGGCACGAGUUCCUCACAGAAGAACUGCGGCACGCGAACGAGAACUGAGAAGGUGGAUCCGACGAUGUCGUGAAGAAUGCGUACGACGGGGAAGGCGAUAAUGCGAGUUGAAAAUUUAGGAUUGUAUAAAUACAUUUUUAACAGCUCGAGAAAAUGAAUUAUUACUUCUUUAUCUUGAUAAUUGCUUCCAUUAGCUACUGCACGAAAAUAAAAUUAAUAUAUAUUCGCGAUUCUACUUGUAAGAUUCUUGUA
Messenger RNA from Trachymyrmex septentrionalis, 1468 nucleotides. RefSeq lists its product as uncharacterized. The record is from RefSeq and is a predicted model, not a curated record. The coding region runs from base 58 to 1317 and encodes 419 amino acids. Lineage: Eukaryota; Metazoa; Arthropoda; Insecta; Hymenoptera; Formicidae. The transcript has 4 exons.